Molecule: messenger RNA, 1036 nt
Organism: Zea mays
Lineage: Eukaryota; Viridiplantae; Streptophyta; Magnoliopsida; Poales; Poaceae
Source: RefSeq, a predicted model, not a curated record
AUUCGUGAGAGACUGAGAGUACAGUUUAUAUACUCUCUCCAUCGCUUUUUUCUAGUACAAACAAUUGGUAUUUUAGCUCUAGUCUUCAAAAGCGAGAGCGAGACCGGGCAUGGCCACUGCAGCUGUUGGGCCUAUUGGGCCGGUUUUGUGAUGUGGAAUCGCCGAAUCGGUAGCAAUUCUCUCGUCUGCAACCCGCUGCGUAACGGCGACCGGCGUGUGAGUGCCGUGAGCACCCGAGCCCGUCCCCCCUCCGGCAUCCCCCACCUGCAGCCGGUGAGCUGCUGUGAGCCUAUCCAGUGGCGAUUCCAUUCCUCUCCGUGUGGACGCAAGGACUCAGUGAACCACUUCCAGAUACUCGCUGCUUCUCCCGUGCCCAUGGCUACACCACUUAUAGCAGGACUUGCAGUUGCAGCAGCUGCCCUUGCCGGUAGAUAUAGCAUCCAAGCUUGGAAUGCUUAUAAGGCCCGGCCCGUAGUUCCAAGGAUGCGCAAAUUCUAUGAAGGUGGUUUCCAACCUACGAUGACACGAAGGGAAGCUGCUUUAAUCCUUGGUGUCAGGGAAACUGCCAGUGCAGAGAAGGUCAAAGAAGCACACAAGAGAGUGAUGGUGGCCAAUCAUCCAGAUGCGGGUGGAAGUCAUUACCUUGCUUCAAAGAUUAACGAGGCAAAGGAUGUAAUGACAGGGAAAACAAAAGGGGGUGGGUCUGCCUUUUGAUCGGUACACGGACAACGUGUUCUUCCACUGAAAGAGCAAUUUUGUGUCUCCAGACUCGCAUUAGAAGAUAUGCCGAAAUCUUUGUGUGUUUUAUGAAAAUUUGUGGACAAAAAAAAAAGUAGUGGACCUUUAUGGAGCAGGCAAUUCGUUGCUUAGUAAAGCUCGGCUCAGUUGUGCUUGUGCCCGAAUCAAUUGGACAUUGUUGCUAAUUGAGUCCCCUGUCCUUUGUUUUUCCUUUUUUUUCAUUGAUAUCCUGAAAUUCACCAACACAAAGUAUCAUGAACUGCCUUUUAUUGAUAAAUUCUGUAUCUGUUUUGACCAA